AUGACUGAGAAAACCAUCGUCAUAGAUGUGGGCUCCGGCUUUCUGAAGGCUGGCUGGAGCGGCUACAACGAGCCCCAGAUUAUCCGUCCAAGCAUCGUGAGCUAUAAUUCUGAGCAUAUGCCUGGCCCCAGCAAUGCCCUGUCACAGCUACGCCUUGGCAUUAACGAUGAGAGCCCCGACAUCUUCAGUCACCCCGUGCAGCAGGGCAGCAUCCACAACUGGGAGGCCAUGGAGUUCUUCUGGACGUACAUCCUGGAGAAGCUCAAUUGGAAUAGGGAGGAUACCCGCGUCCUGCUUGCAGAGUCUGUCCUGAAGAGUUUGCUAGAGCGGAGGAAGACCCUGGAGAUCAUGUUUGAGCGGCUGGGGGUCCGGUCCAUCAUGCUGGCCAACGAGCUGCAGAUGUCCCUGUUCUCCCAGGGCCUCCUGAGUGGCGUGGUGAUGGACUGUGGCUUUGGCCUCACCCGGGUGCAGAGCUUUGUCCGGGGCGUCCCUCUGGUUCAGAGCAGGCAAGUGAUGCUAUGGGGAGACUGGGACGUGUCCUCCUACCUCCUCAGGGAAGUCUUCACGGAGGGCAGCAGCCAGAGCAACGCAGACAAGCUGGAGAAGGUCUCCUCCAUGCAGAGGCAGGUGUGCUACGUGCCGAAGGAUUUUCAUCAGAUGCUGAUCAUCAGCCAGGACCCCCACGGGGACAGCCGCUUCCAGCUGCCCGACGGCACCUACGUGACGCUGAGCCCCUUGCACAGGAUGGCCCCAGAGAUGUUCUUCAGCCCGCAUAUCUUCAACAUGCCAGGCCCCAGCCUGUCCCAGGCUGUCAUGGAUUCCGUCCAGUCCUGCCAGGAAGACUUGCAGCCGCAGCUGGUCUCCAACAUGCAGGUCUGCGGGGGCGCCUCUCUCUACCAGGGCUUCACCCAGCGCCUGAAUAAGUUGCUGGUCCUUGACCAUUUCUCCAAAAUCCACCGAGCUGUUGCCCUGCGGGCCCAUUCUCUCAGGAACUUUAGUGUCUGGCUAGGCGGGUCUGUGGUGGCUCAUCUGUCCACUUAUGGGUCUAUGUGGAUCAGAAAAUCAGAGUAUGACGAAGGACUACGACCUAUUGCAGUGGAGAGCUCCGGGCCUGACCACCAAUCCGAGCAGGGGGCAAAUGAACUGUGGGGACGGGUCUGA
Sorex fumeus (smoky shrew) is the source of this 1161-nucleotide messenger RNA. RefSeq names its product actin like 8 (gene ACTL8). NCBI's taxonomy places the organism in Eukaryota, Metazoa, Chordata, Mammalia, Eulipotyphla, Soricidae. Gene Ontology annotation, cellular component: actin filament; stress fiber; striated muscle thin filament. The record is from RefSeq and is a predicted model, not a curated record. The transcript has 2 exons. Gene Ontology annotation, biological process: skeletal muscle thin filament assembly. The coding region runs from base 1 to 1161 and encodes 386 amino acids.